This is a messenger RNA of Mollisia scopiformis, 984 nucleotides long. RefSeq lists its product as uncharacterized. NCBI's taxonomy places the organism in Eukaryota, Fungi, Ascomycota, Leotiomycetes, Helotiales, Mollisiaceae. The record is from RefSeq and is a predicted model, not a curated record. The transcript has 3 exons. Bases 296 to 802 code for a protein of 168 amino acids.
GUUAUCACAACCUAUUCAGGGCACACCUACAUCAACCUCUGACCUAUCUCAAGGUGCAGACAUUUUGUGGGAUAUGUUUUCCUCCGAGCUCGACAUGACCUUCCAAAGUGCGGAAAAUUGCGACCCCUUUCAACCAUUUGCUUCUGCCGGCCAUAGCACUUCUUUUGAUUUUGACGACUUUAUCUGCAACUGGGGUGAAGAAACCCCAAGCACUGUAUGUCCCCCAACGGACCAUCCCAAACAUCCGUGGGACCCCCCUUUUCUGUUAAUGGGAAAAGAAAGUACGUCUUUCGAAAUGGCACCAGCGCCUCAGAACUUGCUAGAGGCAGGGGACGGUGCUGCCGCUUCUCGUCCGCCGCACGACAUGCUUAACAGUCCGAUCGAUUGGGACGAGAUGCCCGAUUUUGGAACAGAGCCUGCAAGAGCAGCGCCACCUACUUCUAACUCUCAAGUUUUUAGUGGCAACAUUACCCAGCCACGGGACUCUUUGCAGGUGCUCAAAGGGAAGGUGAUCUUCGGGAGAAAUUUUUACAGCUUUAACCAAGCCGAGACCCCUGAAUGGAAGCGAGUCACCGGCGCACGGACUCGCUGCAAGGCCUGCGAUCCGAUCGUACCCCACUUCAAGAACAAGAGAUGGGUCUUCUAUCCUUCUAAUUCUGAUGUACGAAUUGUCGUGAGCUGCUCAUGGUCGUCAUGUGAAAGACUCCGUCCUAAGGUCAAAGAUGGCGAAUUUGGUCUAGACCGCGCAUGCAAGGACCUUCAAGAGAAAGCAAAAUGUUCCGAAACUGGUGCCGUGCCCUAGUCAACGAGCUAGCUCAUCAAAACUAGGUGGACCAGAGGGCGAGAAGGCUCCAGCCUCAUGAUGCAUUUUCAAGACGGCUUUCUUCUAUUACAGAGCUGGAAUAGAUAAACACAUGCUCCAGGAUCUGCAAGGAGCCAUAUCAGAGUCGAAAUGAGACAAUGAAAUCGAAAGACGAAGUAGGG